Molecule: messenger RNA, 2169 nt
Organism: Trachymyrmex cornetzi
Lineage: Eukaryota; Metazoa; Arthropoda; Insecta; Hymenoptera; Formicidae
Product: SET and MYND domain-containing protein 4
Exons: 7
Coding region: 49-2088 (679 amino acids)
Cellular component (GO): cytoplasm; nucleus
Molecular function (GO): histone deacetylase binding
Source: RefSeq, a predicted model, not a curated record
UUUAAUUGUCGUCACAUAUUAAUAUUAAAGAAAAAUAUUUAAAAUAUCAUGUUGGGAAACGAGCCUGAAAUCAGUGGAUUUUUCCGUUCGAAUUUAUUAGCGGUAAGAAAAGCAAUUUGCCAGCAAGAUUUCAAAAAAUUUUCCGCCCUCGAAUCGGACGCUGAGAGGGUGGCUUUUGUUUUGAGUUAUACCGAAGCACAUGAAUUACCGCUGGAGGUAGAGAAGCCUAUGGUCAAGGAUCGUGACAGUGCCAUUCGAUUGAAAGACAUCGGAAACAAAUUUUUUGGUCGUGGUGAAUUCACGAAGGCCUUGGAAACGUAUUCGAAUGCAGCUCUUUUAGCGCCAUCAACAGAAUUAAGUAUAAUUUUGGCGAAUCGCUCGGCCACGUUGUACCACCUGGAGCGUCAUGAAUAUGCGUUGGCGGACAUCGAAGAAGCCUCACUACUCGGUUACUCGAAGGAUCUUAUAUAUAAACUUGAAGAGCGACGAGCUAGGUGUUUAUUGGGUCUAAAAAGGCAUGAUGAGGCAAUCGAGGCAUUUAGGCGGGCUCUCCAAGCCUUGGAUGAUGCCAGAAUACCCUUGAAACGUAGGCAGAAGUUCGAGGCGGACAUCAGGAUGAUGCUCGCGGUGAUGGAUAAAGGUAAACGACUCAACGAAGCCGCUACGAAGAAUCCUUCGCGAGUUCAUAGCAAGCAAAAGUCCAACGUGCGUUUGGAGGAUAAACUUAUCCCCAAGAAGGAGAGGAAUCCCGUAUAUCCCGCUUGCAGUAGAGCGGUGGAAAUUAAGGAUGAUGGAGGUGACAUAGGUAGACAUGCCGUGGCGACCAGAAAGAUAAUACCCGGCGAAAUCGUGAUCGUUGAACGACCGCAUUGUGCAUUUCUGUUAGCAGAGACCAGGCUCACACAUUGCCACCUGUGCUUCAUGAGGAUAUUCGUGCCAACGCCGGCGGCUUGUCGCACCUACAGCUGCGUCGCGUACUGCAGCCGCCGUUGCAGAGAUGCGGAUGCCCAAGUGCACUCGCAGGAGUGCAAAUUGUUACCGGCCCUGUGGUACUCGAAAGCCUCGGUCACGUGUUUCCUGGCCCUAAGGACGAUCACGCAGAGACCUUUCGAAGAAGUUAUGAAGCUCAAGGAACAGUUUAGAGAUCCCGGAAGUGCGUUAAAGAUCUCCGCAGAAAAUCCAUAUCGAGGAGACGAUUACAUAAAUACCUUCUACAAUUUAGUUACUCAUGAAGACAGAAGAUUGCCAGAGGAUAUUUUCCACAGGGCCUAUAUGGCAACCUGGUUAUUCAGAUUGUUAAGAUCCAGCAACUACUUGCCGGAAAAUGUGAAAACCGCCGAUUCAGCGGACAGUAGAUUGUCAGAUGAGGAAUUGUUUAUCGCAGGAUUGCUUUUACACAAUUUACAAUUAUUGCAAUUCAACUCGCAUGAAAUUUCAGAACUGGUAAGGCUAAAAGGACAAAAGACACUUACUAAAACCAAAAGUGUAUUCAUAGGCGGUGGUGUUUAUCCUACGGUUGCAAUGCUAAAUCACUCGUGCAAUCCUGGCGUAAUUCGGUAUUUCAUCGGUACCACAAUGAUUGUUCGCGCUGUUCGCACAAUCAAUGCAGGUGAAGAGAUUUCUGAAAACUAUGGUCCUAUCUUCACGACGACACCCGAGAGUGAGCGAAAAAGAAAAUUAAGAGUGCAAUAUUGGUUCGAUUGUAAUUGCGAGGCGUGCUCGGGACAUUGGCCGCUUCUAGAUGAAUUGGAUCCAACAAUACUCAGAUUUAAAUGUGAGACUGGAUCGUCUUGUGGUAACGUAUUAAUGGUCAAAAGCGACACGAAUGAGUUCAUGAUCGGAUGUGCGAAGUGUGGCAAAAGUAUGAACAUCCUGAAGGGCUUGAAAGCUCUACAGGAUACGGACGCACUUUUCAAAGUCGCGUCGACGAAUCUCGAAGAAGGCCGAAAUGAGCAUGCACUAAAAGCAUAUUUUGAGAUUUUGAAGUUACUGGACGAGACUCUAGCAUUGCCCAUAAGAGAUUAUCACAUCUGUCAGCAGGGAGUCAGAUUAUGCUCUCUUGCCUUAGGCAAUACAGCUUAUAUCUAGUCUCGUCAUAAAACUAUAAAAAAAUUUAUACAACUUUACGUAGAAUCUUUCUAUUGUAAAAUAAAAAGGCGCAAACUUCUU